AUGUCUCGACACCAAAACUUCGAUACAAGAUUCACAAAGAUAUACCUGGGAGGUUUGCCUUGGAAAACAAGAAAGGAAGGGUUGAUAAGCUUCUUCCAACGUUUCGGAGAAAUCAUCCAUGCUAACGUGGUUUGCGAUCGAGAAACAGACCGAUCUCAAGGUUAUGGCUUUGUCACGUUUAAAGAUGCUGAAUCCGCAACUAGGGCUUGCAAGAAUCCGAAUCCGACAAUAGAGGGACGAGUAGCAAGUUGCAACCUCGCUUACGUUGGUGCUAAAGUUAAACAUAACCAAUCCAAUACCAACCUCGUCCCUUCAAGUCAUGUUGACCUUCGUUACAAUACAUCCCCGAGUAUUUCUCAAAACAUGCAACCAUUUAUGUACGCUGGACCUCAUGCUCCUCCUCAAUGGAACCAAAUGUAUCCGCAACAUCCUCAACAGUACUACAACUAUCCACAGUUUUACGAUUAUCCUCAACAGUAUCCGCAAUGUUAUCCUCAAUAUGAGCCGGUGUCUUACGAACAAUAUUACCCUAUGGUGAACACGAACCAGUACUGCGACUAUCCGACGCAGCAGCAAUUUAUAAACGCUGUUAACCUAGAAUCGAGCAGCUCCACGUCGGCUACACCACCAGAGCAGACGGAGUUGGCUUCCACCACACCAGAGUCUUCGUCACCUAAAACGACUUCUAAGAAUAAUACUAGUGAUGAUUCAGGGUCUGGUGGAAACAAGCAAAGUUAG
Capsella rubella is the source of this 738-nucleotide messenger RNA. RefSeq names its product RNA-binding protein 38. The record is from RefSeq and is a predicted model, not a curated record. Gene Ontology annotation, molecular function: RNA binding. The transcript is spliced from 3 exons. The coding region runs from base 1 to 738 and encodes 245 amino acids. NCBI's taxonomy places the organism in Eukaryota, Viridiplantae, Streptophyta, Magnoliopsida, Brassicales, Brassicaceae.